This is a messenger RNA of Gracilinanus agilis (Agile Gracile Mouse Opossum), 963 nucleotides long. Its product is annotated as olfactory receptor 10Q1-like. Lineage: Eukaryota; Metazoa; Chordata; Mammalia; Didelphimorphia; Didelphidae. The transcript has a single exon. Gene Ontology annotation, molecular function: G protein-coupled receptor activity; olfactory receptor activity. The coding region runs from base 1 to 963 and encodes 320 amino acids. The record is from RefSeq and is a predicted model, not a curated record. Gene Ontology annotation, biological process: G protein-coupled receptor signaling pathway. Gene Ontology annotation, cellular component: membrane.
AUGGUUCCUCCCAACUCUCUCCAUCUCAACCAGUCUGGCCCUACUGAAUUUGUAUUUCGGAUGUUCACUACUUCCACUAGGAUCCAGGCCCUCCUCUUCCUUCUCUUCUUCCUCCUUUAUAUGAUGAUCCUCUGUGGCAAUACUGCCAUCAUUUUUGUCGUAUGCACCCACACCUCCCUCCGGACCCCCAUGUACUUUUUCCUGGCCAACUUGUCUUUUCUUGAGAUCUGUUAUACCACUACUGUGGUACCAUUGAUGCUCUCCAACAUGCUUGGAGCUCAGAAACCUAUCCCAUUAGCUGGCUGUGGAACCCAGAUGUUCUUUUUUGUCACCCUUGGCAGUACCGACUGUUUCCUAUUGGUUGUCAUGGCCUAUGACCGCUAUGUGGCCAUCUGCCAUCCUUUGCACUACACCCUCAUCAUGACCCAGCAGCUGUGUACCCAGAUGGUAGUUGGCUCCCUGGGCCUGGCUCUCUUUCUCUCACUUCAGCUAACGGCCCUGAUCUUCACCCUGCCUUUCUGUGGUCACCGCCGAGAGAUCAACCACUUCCUCUGUGAUGUGCCACCUGUCCUACGCCUGGCCUGUGCUGAUACCCGAGUUCAUCAGGCUGUUCUCUAUGUGGUAGGAAUCCUUGUGCUGACUGUGCCAUUCUUGCUCAUCUGCAUCUCUUAUGUCUUCAUCGCCACCACCAUCUUGCGCAUCCGUUCAGCCGAGGGACGCCGACGAGCCUUCUCUACCUGCUCUUCCCAUCUCACUGUGGUCCUGCUGCAAUAUGGCUGCUGUAGCCUGGUCUAUUUGCGCCCCAGGUCCAGCACCUCAGAGGAUGAGGAUCGACAGAUCGCUUUGGUCUAUACUUUUGUUACUCCCCUGCUUAACCCCCUCAUUUACACUCUACGGAACAAGGAUGUCAAAGGUGCUCUGAAAAAAUCCAUGAGCAGCAAAGCAGCGUCUGAAACUCCAUGA